This is a messenger RNA of Guillardia theta CCMP2712, 2078 nucleotides long. RefSeq lists its product as hypothetical. The record is from RefSeq and is a predicted model, not a curated record. The transcript has 7 exons. NCBI's taxonomy places the organism in Eukaryota, Cryptophyceae, Pyrenomonadales, Geminigeraceae. Bases 4 to 1974 code for a protein of 656 amino acids.
GACAUGACCAUGUUCAAGAUUGUUGGAAAUGACUACACCUACAUCUACAAUGUGUCUUGGGAGGAUCCUCGUAUCGACCAUACCGUGCUCAAGUGCACCAAGGACGAUCACGUGAUCACCAUCGCAUCUGCAGGGUGCAACGCCUUCGACUACCUCAUCGAGGGUGCUCGGGUUACGGCGGUGGACUUCAACGGAGCUCAGAUUGCAUUGACGGAGGCCAAGGCGGCAUGCUGCCAGCACAUCGAGUUCGAGGAGUUCUUCCAGAUCUUUGCAAAGAACGACAUUGAUCUGUUCCGCCGCAAGUACUUCGAGGUGAUCCGCUCUCACCUGAGCAUGCCCUCCCAGAGGUUCUGGGACAGCCACAUCAAGAGCCUCAAGUCCGUCCUCUACUCGGGAACCUCCGGGUUCUUGGCCUGGUUGAUCUGCCGCGUGAUCUUCCGGUUCUUGGGCCUCGGUUUCAUCCGACGCACUGUAGUUGAGGAGCAGAGCUUGGAUGCCUUGCAGUCUGAGUGCAAGAAACAUCAGAGACGCCUCAAGGUGUUCUGCUGGGUGGUGGACAAGCUGAUCUCCAACCUGGGAGGUGCCAUGCUUGCUGGCGUGCCUUCCCGACAGCUCGAGCUCGGCCUUCACCGCACGGACAACUUCCAGACUGUGUUCAAGAGGAUCUGCUCGACGGACCUUGUCCAUGACAACUACUUCUACUACGGCUACAUCGCUGGAGAGUACUCGGAGACAUGCUGCCCUCAGUACCUCAAGAGGGACAACUUCUACAAGCUCCGUGAGGCCCUCAACGCCGGUCGCCUCUCGCUCUUUGAGGGAACCCUCGUUGAUGUCUGCAAGAAGGCUGUGUACACCGUUGCGUCCCUCCUCGACCACAUGGACUGGAUGCCUCCUUUCAUGAUCAACGAGGAGAUGUACUGGCUGCAGCAGCGGAUGGACCCGAAGCGCGGCAGAGUGUUCUGGCGCUCCUUCUCUGAGGGUGUCCACUCCGCCCCCCUCGUUUGGUUGAAGCCGAUGAAGGUCGACGACACCGGCGAUCGCGUCGCCAUGUACUGGAGCACCUGGAUGGCCAAGAUGGAUGGUUCAAUCCGCUUCGACCUCCGCACUCGCAACUGGCCGACCACCCAGACCAAACCUCAAGGGUUCUUCUCCCAGCUCUCCACCGGGAUCAAGAUCGUCACGUUCCCCUUGAUGAAGGGCAUGAUUGCUCGCAGGGUUGCGCAGAAGCACAACAUCGCCGAGCACGCGUCCAAGAUGGAGGCCUUCUAUGAGUCCCAGAAGGACGAGUACGAUGCCUUCCGUGAGAACUUCCUUCAUGCCAGGUCGUGGCUGGCGGACUGCAUCCCCCUUAAGGAGCAGAAGAUGGUCUGGAUCGACGUGGGCGGCGGCACCGGACGUAACCUCGAGUUCUUCUCCGUCAAGACCAUCCGCGAGAGGUUCUCCAAGAUCUACGUCGUCGACGUCUCUCUCUCCCUCCUCGAAGUCGCUCAGCGCCGCGUGGAGGCCGCGGGUCUCAAGGACAUCGUGGAGUGCGUGUUCUGCGACUUCACUGACAAGAAGAUGGUAGCGGAGAAGCUUCCUCUGCACGGCAAGUGCGACCUCGUGACCUUCUCCUACUCGCUCUCCAUGAUCCCAGACAAAGUCGGAGCCCUCGACACGGCUGCGGAGCUGCUCAAGCCCAAGGGCGAGGGCAUCUUGGGAGUCGCUGACUUCUACUAUGGCGGCGGACGUCGGGCAUCGCGCGGGAAGGGAGACAAGGACGGCAUCACCAACAUCCUCACCAGGAUCUACUGCGAGGCCACCAGGCUGUGGUUCAAGCAGGACGGAGUCAUCCUCCUCAAGCAGGAUGUCUUCGACGCUAUGCGCUUCAAGUUCGACUUCGAUGCGGUGCCGGAUGAGAAGUUCCGCCGCCGCGUCCCCCUCCUCCCGAUCUUGCGACCAUGGCACGGCGUGGUAAUGGCGCCGACAAGGUAAACGACAACACAACAACAUUCAAACUUGCUUAUUCUAUUGAGACACAUCUAUGAUGCACCAUAUUUGAUUUGCUUGAUCUUUUAGUUUCAUUGAAUUUUGCUGUC